Messenger RNA from Fulvia fulva, 642 nucleotides. RefSeq lists its product as uncharacterized. The record is from RefSeq and is a predicted model, not a curated record. The transcript has a single exon. NCBI's taxonomy places the organism in Eukaryota, Fungi, Ascomycota, Dothideomycetes, Mycosphaerellales, Mycosphaerellaceae. Bases 1 to 642 code for a protein of 213 amino acids.
AUGACCAAGGACAGGAAGCCGCCGCCUGCGCGUGAGAUGGCAGCGCCAUCAACGUCAGAAAUGUACGACCACAUCCGCGAUAGCGCGACUUCCAUCAAUGCAAUGGUAUCCUCACGAGAUGUGAUGGCGCAAUCAACAAUCAGGUAUCCCGCCUGGCUGACAGAAGAUGCACCUAAAGCACCCUUUUACCAGCGUUCCAUUGAGCCGCCCGAACGCAUCGACCUCCUCGCGGAAGUCGUCAACAAGAUCCGCUGGAAUGAUGGCAAUGCCCUGCCCAUGAAAGUCGGCGUUCUCUAUGUCCUAGCGAACCAACAUGUCCGACGCCAUAACGUUCUUGCGCGGGAGUUCAGCUAUGUUGAGUUCAAGGCUGUGGUUAGGUGUAUGGUGCUGGACUCUGCUAGGCCUUUCGGGAUUGCGGCGGGGAAGAUUUAUGAGAAUCGUGGAUCUUUGAGCAGGUUGAGUGGAAUUGCAAAGGAUGAAGAGGAGGUGGUGCGGCAGGUUCGGGAGGGGAUGGAGGAGGUUUAUGAGCCGGACGCUGCUCGAAAGGCAAUUAAGAAGGAGCCAGUGAAGAGGAUGGAGAUUGUGAGGCCACGAGGGAGAACUGAUAUCAAGAGAUUGCCUGAGUAUCAUGGAUUCUGGUGA